AGUAAUUUAUUCACUUAUUUAAGGUACUUGAGAGUUAAAAUAUUAAAUAUCACAACUCUAAACUUGCUGAUAGUAAUAAUAAGGCUAGUUAACUUAGGUAUGACUGAACAAUAUUUAUUAGAUUUUUUGAAAAAUAAAAGGAUGAUUUAAUUUAGUAAGUGGUUAUGCUCAGGGAGGGAAUUAAAUACAAUCUUUAAGAAGAAAUUAAAGUGGGGUUGGGAACUUGUAGUAGUGUCCCCUGCAAUCUUUCAAAAUCUUGUAGCAAUACUACUAUAUAUCUAUAUGUAUAUGUAGUUUUCUCUAUUAUUGCUCUACUAUUUUUGUUAGUUUUUGCCUUUAACAACAUUUAAUACCCAAGACUUGCAGUUGAUAAAACUGUAAAACUUCCGAAAAGAAGAAAAACAAUUAUACCUUUGCUAUAUACUUUUAAUAGCAGGACACAACAUCAUUGUAGUUGUUUCAGUCCCAUAAUAUGAUUUAACUUUUCGUUAUAAUAUAGAUUUUGCUUCUGAGAACCAAAAUUCUUAUGGCACCACCGUUUGUGAAAAUGUAAUGGGAUCAUUUUGCAUAGGAAAAUUAUUGAGUUAUGUUUCAUCUAUUAACAUUUAUUAGGAUAAUUUAAAAGUGACAUCAUUCUAUUAAUGAAUAAAAUAUAAUCUACUUAAAGAAAAGAAAAAGAAAUCUGCAGUAGUAAUAACUUUAAUUUUCCUGGUACAUGUGAAUUACAAGUGCAGUUAACAAGAAUUCUACCUAGCUGCUGUAUUUAAUAGUGGUCCCAUCACAUAUAAUUUUGACAGUUUAUGCCAAAAGAAAACCAGCUUCAUUAAGAGUAUCUAUAAUUAGCAUGUUGAGUGUGAAGCAAGAGAUAAGGUAGGCUCUGAAGAUUUUCAUAUGUGAACGUUCUGACAAUACAAAAUGUUACUUUUUUUGCCCUCCAAUUUAAAUUCACUGCUAUAAAAUUCUUGCUAUGAUUGUUAGGCCAUGGUCCACAGAAUUUAAGUUACUAUGUUAUCCAAUACUAGAAUAGACAAAUAGGACACAUACCCUCAACAAAGGGUUCUUUUCAGUCAACUGUAAUAUUCUCCGGCCACCUAUCACACCAUUUCUUUCACUCCUCUUCCUUUCCAAAUUUGACUAUCUUCCAAUUUACAUGUCCUUGUUACUGACCCAUAUAAUCUAAUAAAAUCUAACGUGCAUUCCUCUGAUAAAUUCAUUCAUUUUUUGUUUAAUACAAUGACCCCUCGGAUAUAUAAUAUAUGUAGCUGUUACAUUAUACCCUGCACAAGAAUCAAUCUGAUAGCUAAAAAGAUGAAUCAAAAGCAGCUUGAGCCACUACCUUUGCUAAGCAGCUUCCUUGGUUCUUCAACUUGUUCAUCAUCAGAACAAAAUCAAAAUCUGAAAGAAGAUGUGACAGUGGCCUUGCACAUUGGGCUCCCUGACAAUUCCCAUGAUAAUCAUAAUGUAGAACCUCUCCAAGCUCCAAAUAAUUACUGGAUACCAACUGAAGAACAGAUUAUAAUUGGUUUCAGCCACUUCUCUUGUCCUGUAUGCCCAAAAACCUUCAACCGCUACAACAAUCUUCAGAUGCAUAUGUGGGGACAUGGGUCAGAAUACAGAAGAGGGCCAGAGUCACUGAAAAGAACACAUCCAAGGCCAUUGUUGGAGAUAGCAUGCUACUGCUGCAAAGGAGGGUGCAAGAACAACAUAGAGCACCCAAGGGCAAAGCCUCUCAAAGACUUCAGAACACUGCAAACACACUAUAAGAGGAAGCAUGGACCCAAACCCUUCUCAUGCCGCAAGUGUUCAAAGAAUCUCGCUGUCAAAGGUGACUGGAGAACUCAUGAGAAGAACUGCGGCAAACGCUGGCUUUGUCUUUGUGGCUCUGACUUCAAACACAAGAGGUCUCUUAAGGAUCAUAUCAAAGCUUUUGGCUUUGGUCAUACUCCCUUCUCUUCUUCUUCUACUUCUUCUUCUCAUUGAUCUCUCUUCCUCUCUAUUCUCCAAUCUUACUAUAUAUUACUGCAAUUUCUUCGCUAAAACACCAUAUUAGACUCCCACGUAAAUAAUGCUAAUGCAUACAAUUUUUUUUUGGUUC
Arachis ipaensis is the source of this 2095-nucleotide messenger RNA. RefSeq names its product protein TRANSPARENT TESTA 1-like. Gene Ontology annotation, molecular function: DNA-binding transcription factor activity. NCBI's taxonomy places the organism in Eukaryota, Viridiplantae, Streptophyta, Magnoliopsida, Fabales, Fabaceae. The record is from RefSeq and is a predicted model, not a curated record. Gene Ontology annotation, cellular component: nucleus. Gene Ontology annotation, biological process: anatomical structure development; regulation of gene expression.